UAGUACAACAGUCACACAUAGUAUCAGUACUUUUACUGCAGUGAAGAUCUGAAUACUUCCUCCUCCUCCUCCUCCUCCUCCUCCUCUGACAGGUGACAGCAGGAAGCUCCUCCCUCCUGAUCCUCCUCUCUGAGCUCCUAGAAACCUGUCCUCAUUUAACACUCGCAGCACAUCCAGAGAGAGUGUGUGAGAGCACACACACACACACACACACACACACACACACAUACACACACACACUCAGGUGACACCAGGAGCCAUGUUGGCCCUCAUGGCUGCCGGCUCCGUCUUCUUCCCCGGACUCUUCCUGCUGUCCAAACAGACCCUGAGACACAUGAUGGGAUGGAGCGAGGGGGACGCCGCCAUCGUAUCUACACGUCUGGUGUCGUCCAUUCAGGCCAUCAUAGCCUCGUCGGUCGGAUGCAUCAUCGCCUCGUCCUGCAGGGACGUCGUAGAGGACAGACACUGGCUGACCGACGCCUACAUCCUGUUCGCCACGCCUUACUUUGCCUACGACAUCUACGCCAUGUUCCUGUGUUACCGGCACAAGCAGCAGGUCAAAGGUCACGAGGAGGAGGGGGGCGGCGGCGCCAGGUCGACGCGGGCGGCUGUGGCGGGCUACCUGCGGCGGGAGCUGCUCAUGGUGCUGCAUCACGUCUUCAUGGUGGCCUUCUGCUGCCCCGCAUCGCUGCUGUGGAGGCAGGGUAAAGGUGAUUUCUUCCAGGGCCUUCUGUUUCUGCCUGAGCUCAGCACACCGUUCGUCUCUCUGGGGAAAGUCCUGAUCCAGUACAACCAGCAGCACACUCUGCUGCACAAAGUCAACGGAGGCCUCGUGCUGCUCUCCUUCUUCAGCUGCCGGGUCUUACUCUUCCCCUACCUGUACUACGCCUACAGCAGGUAUGCGUCCAUCCCGGUGUACGCGGUGCCCCUGGUGGCCCCGUGGCAGUGCAACCUGGGGGCCGCCCUGCUGUGGCCCCUGCAGCUCUACUGGUUCACACUGAUCUGCAGAGGAGCUCUCCGCCAGUUCGCAGCAGGACGUUCAAACUCGCCGCCGCCUUCCAAACCCGACCGGGACGGCUGCCUGACCACGAGCAACGGCCGCACGCAGACUUCCACAUGAGCUGAAGCAGAGAGGACGGAGGCUGCGUUCACAGACCCAACCAGUGGGAGGAGGUUUCUCCUCGCUGUGUGUGAGAGGAGGCGCCGGUUUCCAGCCAGAGGAAGUCUGACUGAUGAUCAGCUGAGGAACGGACAGAAAUCAGCUUCUUAUUUAUUAGCUUUCAUUUCGACAUGAAGACACAGAGAGCAGGUCUCUCUCAUCUGAACUCGGCUCGUUGGACUCAAAUUACACAAAUAAUCAGCCUGGACGAGUUCAGUGAGAACGUUUACGUGCUGCUGUUGUAUUUAACUGAUUACAAUUAAACCUUUUUAAAUACAA
Molecule: messenger RNA, 1438 nt
Organism: Dicentrarchus labrax (European seabass)
Lineage: Eukaryota; Metazoa; Chordata; Actinopteri; Moronidae
Gene: tlcd3ba
Product: TLC domain containing 3Ba
Exons: 6
Coding region: 260-1120 (286 amino acids)
Biological process (GO): lipid homeostasis; ceramide biosynthetic process
Cellular component (GO): endoplasmic reticulum; membrane
Molecular function (GO): sphingosine N-acyltransferase activity
Source: RefSeq, a predicted model, not a curated record